AAUGGAUUCCUCGAAUGCUCCUUAUCUCUUCCCAAGAUCCGACUCAACCGUUUUACCCGACCCAUCUCGCUUCUUCAGCCACGACCUCCUCUCCUCCCCUCUCCCUACAAACUCAUUCUUCCAAAACUUAUUCACCCUCAAAAACGGCGACCAAGCCGAAAACUUCCACCCUUACCUCAUCAAAACCUCCCCUUCGUCUCUCUCCAUCUCAUACCCAUCUCUCACUCACAACCCUGCUGUCGUCUACAAAGCCUUCACCGCCGACAUCACCAUCACCGGGUCGGAUGGACCCGACCCGCACUCCAGAAAAACACACUUAAUCUCUUCCUUCAGCGACCUCGGCGUGACGCUAGACUUCCCUUCCUCCAACCUCAGAUUCUUCCUCGUCAGAGGAAGCCCCUUCGUCACCUGCUUCGUCUCCAACAACUCCUCGGUCACAAUCUCAACAACCCACGCGGUUUCAUCCUUCUCCGGUAACAGGUCAUCAACCAAGUACACCGCGAAGCUCAACAACGACCAGACGUGGCUUAUAUACUCCUCUUCCCCGAUCAACCUGGUCAAAACCGGUUCCGCGAUUAACUCAACCGGUGGAUUCUCCGGUAUAAUACGGUUCGUCGUCUUACCGGAUUCGAAUCAAGACUCCGAACCGAUCCUAGACCGGUUCAGCGUCUGUUACCCAGUCUCCGGAGACGCUGACUUCACGAAACCGUUUGAAAUGGAGUACACGUGGCAGAAGAGAGGCUACGGAGACCUCCUCAUGCUAGCUCACCCUCUCCACCUCAAGCUCUUAUCAACCUCAUCAUCAACCACCGUUCUCGACACCUUCCGUUACAAGAGCCUCGACGGAGACUUGGUAGGCGUCGUCGGAGACACGUGGCUUCUAAAACCAGCCCCCAUCCCCGUGACGUGGCACUCACUCAAAGGAAUCAAAGAAGAUCAUCACCGCGAGGAGAUCAUCUCGGCCCUCGUCGAAAACGUCGACGCAUUGGACUCGUCCGCUGACGUCACGAGCGCGUCGUACUUCUACGGGAAACUAAUCGCGCGGGCCGCGAGGUUUGUUUUAAUCGCGGGAGAGGUUUCCCACCUCGACGUGGUCCCGAAGAUUCGAAACUAUCUCAAGAGCAUGAUCGAGCCGUGGCUGGACGGGAGUUUCGGACCGAACGGGUUCCUCUACGACCCCACGUGGGGCGGUCUGAUCACCAAGCUCGGAUCUAAAGACUCGGGAGGCGACUUCGGGUUCGGGAUUUACAACGAUCACCAUUAUCACUUAGGUUACUUUCUGUACGCGAUCGCCGUGCUCGUUAAAAUCGAUAACUUGUGGGGCAAGAAAUAUAGGCCCCAGGUUUAUGCUCUGGCGGCGGAUUACAUGACGCUGGGGAAGAAGGGUGAGGGUUCGAGUUCGGUUUAUACGCGUUUGAGAUGCUUUGAUUUUUUCAAGCUUCAUUCUUGGGCGGGAGGGUUGACGGAGUUUACUGACGGGAGGAAUCAGGAGAGCACGAGCGAGGCUGUGAACGGUUAUUACUCUGCUGCUUUGUUGGGGUUGGCUUAUGGUGAUAUAGAGCUGGCGGCGGUGGCUUCGACGGUUUUGGCGUUCGAGAUUCACGCCGCGAAGAUGUGGUGGCAGGUGAAAGAAGAGGACACUUUGUACCCGAGCGAUUUCACGGCGGAGAAUCGUGUGGUUGGGGUAUUAUGGUCGACAAAGAGAGACAGUGGCUUAUGGUUCGCGCCAAAAGAGUGGAAAGAGUGUCGCCUCGGAAUCCAGUUAUUACCGAUACUUCCUGUGUCGGAGAUUCUCUUCUCGGACGUGAAAUUCGCGAAGCAGCUCGUGGAUUGGACUUUGCCUGCGUUGGAUAGAGAGGGCGGCGUCGGAGAAGGGUGGAAAGGAUUUUUGUAUGCUUUGGAAAGUAUGUACGACAAAGAUGGAGCUAUGGAGAAGGUUAAAGGAUUAAAAGGGCAUGAUGAUGGGAACUCUCUGAGUAAUCUAUUGUGGUGGAUUCACAGUAGAAACUCUGGUGAUGAAUGAAGAUGAUGAAGACGGGGUACAUGUUGGUAC
Molecule: messenger RNA, 2053 nt
Organism: Brassica oleracea var. oleracea
Lineage: Eukaryota; Viridiplantae; Streptophyta; Magnoliopsida; Brassicales; Brassicaceae
Product: endo-1,3(4)-beta-glucanase 2-like
Molecular function (GO): endo-1,3(4)-beta-glucanase activity
Source: RefSeq, a predicted model, not a curated record